AUGGCCAGGCAAUUAUUCACCCCUCCGAUAACAAAUCCAAGGUUUGACCCUAAUCAAUCUAUCAGGGAAUCAUAUAAAAUCACAGCUAGUAGCAUGCAUUUUCAACAAAUUCCACAUGAGGAUCAAAAUGACAAUGAGAAAAAUAGCUGUGACGAAAACUCUACAACGAGCGAAAAGUUGGAGAACGAUAAGUCCCCUAUAUUGACCAAACAAGAAAUCGAUGAUGCAUUAAGUGAGGUUAGCAAUUUACCUCCGGAAUUAUCAAAACUGAUUGACAUUUUUAUCGACGAUUUGAAGCAACCCAAGUACGUACGGCCACUAUCAGUGCUGCAAUUAUCUAGUCUUUUCCAAAGCUUUUACAUAAAGUUUGAUAAAGCGUCUUUUCAGCACGUCAGUGCAGUGAAUAAUAGUGGUAAUAAUUAUUCAAAUGGGGGCUCCAGUUCUUUUUUGGCUGCCAAAGAAACAUUAAGUAGUGGGCUCAGCGGCAUCUUUGGAAGAAGUAGGAGUAGUAGUGCCAACUCACUUAUGAGACCAAGAAGAUCUUCAUCGCUUUUCAGUAAUGAAUCAAUGUCAAAUUCUAAUAAUGCUACUCAAAUGUUGUCACCAGAUGAAAUAAAAAAGCAAUUAAGGAUUAACGAAUUGAACAACAUGAAAAUCGAAAAAUACAUGGAACUUUGUGAGAGAGACGUCUUUAAGAAAAUUCUCAUAGUUGGCACGUCUGUGUCUUCACCAAAUAAAAUGAAGACCUUCAAACCACACCAAUUACAAACUUUUAAGGUCGGGAAUCUAUUUAGGAAUAGUGUUGAAUUCACAGAAUAUAAUAGGUUGUUAAAUGAAAAGAUUCUCUGUUUAUCCAAGCUUUCGAUUAUGAACAAAAUUAAUUUGAUAGAGUUCCUGAGUCUCAAUAAUGGCAUUGAUCCGGAACCCAAGUUUAAAGAAAUCAAAGAAAUAUUGUAUGAGUUUACAUAUCAUUCCAUCUCACCAUGUGAAAAGAUAAAGGCGUUACUGAAGCUACAUGAAAUUAUGACGUACUCUCAAGAAAUGUCCAAUGACGACUACCUCUCACUACUAAUCUACUACAUUAUUACUAUUGUUCCACGGGAUAUCUUUUUGAAUGCUGAAUUUAUCAGGCUGUUUAGAUACAAGAAAAAACUAGUUGAAACCGAAUCCUUUGCAUUAACUAAUCUAGAAGCGGCUUUGGUUUUCGUUGAAGGCUUGACGAAAAGUGAUUUUUCUAACGAGCUACAAGACAAAUUGACUGAGAAUGAAGGUAAAUUUUUAGAAAGUUCAAUCAGUAGCAGGGUCUCACUGCCCUCAAAAGCCACCAUAACGCAUAAGUCUAACGGAAACAGCAAUAGUAAUAUAGGAGAUAUCAUGACUCCUACUAUUCAAAGACCAGAUGUUACGAGAUCAAGUUCGUAUGAUGGAUUCAGGACUGUUUUUGAUUCAUCAUUAAAAAACAUCAUUGGCAAAAUCAGAUCAUAUACGCCACCGCACCCCAACACGGUUAACGGUAAUAACCUUCAUAAUAACAACAGCAACAACAACUUAAACAUACCACGAAGUUCAUCUCAAUUAUCUAUAGAGUUAGGCAAUAGAGACACAAUGGAAAUGUCUAGAGAUGGCUCACGAUCAACGUCAUCAUCUUCUCGAUCUUCAGCGUCCUUAGAACAUGGAAAUCGUGAAUUCACUGGCGAUUUGACAGUGACUGCUAGUAUUAACGGCGCUGAUAGAAAAGAAUUUCAGAAAUCGUGGAAGAAGUAUAAAGGCUAUAAGUUUGAGGACCUGACUAUUUGCGAACUAAGAGAUCUCUUCGAAAUAUAUCAAAAAAUGAUGCAAUAA
Messenger RNA from Saccharomyces mikatae IFO 1815, 1842 nucleotides. It is a transcript of the gene MUK1, whose product is annotated as guanine nucleotide exchange factor MUK1. The transcript has a single exon. Lineage: Eukaryota; Fungi; Ascomycota; Saccharomycetes; Saccharomycetales; Saccharomycetaceae. The record is from RefSeq and is a predicted model, not a curated record. The coding region runs from base 1 to 1842 and encodes 613 amino acids.